AUGGCUGAGGCGGCCCCAGAGGAAAGAGGACUGUGGAACGGAGCUGCUCCCCAGGAUGCCUCUGGCCUCCAGGACAGCUUGUUCUCCUCCAAAAGUGACAACAGCCCGUACUUCACCUACAGCGGCCAGUCCAACACCUUGGAAGUCCAAGAUCUCAGCUACCAGGUGGACAUGGACUCCCAGGUGCCCUGGUUUAAGAAGCUGGCUCAAUUCAAGAUGCCCUGGACAUCUCACAAGGCUUCUUGUGAGCUGGGCAUCCAAAACCUGAGCUUCAAAGUGAGGAGUGGGCAGAUGUUGGCCAUCAUAGGGAGCUCAGGCUGUGGGAGAGCCUCUUUGCUGGACGUGAUCACCGGAAGGGACCAUGGCAGCAAAAUUAAGUCAGGCCAAAUCUGGAUCAACGGGCAGUCCAGCACGCCUCAGCUGGUGAGGAAGUAUGUGGCCCACGUGCGCCAGCACGACCAGCUGCUCCCCAACCUGUGCGAGACCCUGGCUUUUGUUGCCCAGCUACGCCUGCCCAGAACCUUCUCCCAGGCUCAGCGUGACGAAAGGGUGGACGACGUGAUCGCCGAGCUGCGCCUGCGCCAGUGCGCCAACACGCGCGUGGGCAACGCGUACGUGCGGGGCGUGUCGGGGAGCGAGCGGCGCAGGGUCAGCAUCGGGGUGCAGCGCCUGUGGAACCCAGGAAUCCUCAUUCUGGAUGAACCCACCUCCGGGCUCCAUAGCUUCACGGCCCACGAUCUGGUGAAAACCCUGUCCCGGCUGGCCAAAGGCAACCGGUUGGUGCUCAUCUCCCUGCACCAGCCUCGGUCGGACAUCUUCAGGCUGUUUGAUUUGGUCCUCCUGUUGAUGUCCGGCAGCACCAUCUACUUGGGGGCAGCCCAGCACAUGGUGCAGUACUUCACAGCCAUCGGCCACCCCUGUCCUUGCUACAGCAGCCCUGCCGACUUCUUUGUGGACUUGACUAGCAUCGAUAGGCGAAGCAGAGAGCAGGAAGUGGCCACCAGAGAGAAGGCUCAGUCCCUUGUGGCCUUGUUUCGAGAAAAAGUUCGUGGCUUCGAUGACUUUCUGUGGAGAGCAGAGGCGAGGGAGCUGGGUGAGGGCAUUUACCUGGAGAGCCCGGCCCUCCCCCAGGACACUGACCAGCCCCCGACUCCCACGGAGCUGCCCAGCCCUGUGCAGCAGUUUACCAUGCUGAUCCAUCGUCAGAUUUUCAACAACUUCCGAGACCUGCCAACUGUCCUCAUCCAUGGGGCAGAGGCCUGCCUGAUGUCCCUGGUCAUUGGGUUCCUCUAUUACGGCCAUGGGGCCAUCAAGCUCUCCUUCAUGGACACAGCCGCCCUCUUGUUCAUGAUUGGAGCUCUCAUCCCUUUCAACGUGAUCCUGGAUGUCAUUGCCAAAUGUCACUCAGAGAGGGCAAUGCUUUACUAUAGCCCUCUCCACAACCUCUCCACAUCCUCCUUCGGCAACGCUCUCUACAACUCCUUCUACCUCACCGGGGGCUUCAUGAUAAGCUUGGACAACCUGUGGACAGGUAAGGCCUACUCCCCUCCCCUGUGGAUUUCCAAAGUCUCCUUUCUCCGCUGGUGUUUUGAAGGGCUGACGCAGAUUCAAUUUAAAGGGCACAUUUACCACAUGGCCGUUGGCAACUUCACCAUCCCUAUCCCGGGAGACAUAAUCCUCAGUUCCAUGGGCCUGAACUCGCACCCACUCUACGCCAUCUACUUCAUCCUCAUUGGCAUCGGUGGUGGCUUCAUGAUCCUGUACUACGUGGCCCUGAGGUUCAUCAAACAGAAAUCAGAUCAGGACUGGUGAUUCAUGCCCAGGCU
Molecule: messenger RNA, 1826 nt
Organism: Neomonachus schauinslandi (Hawaiian monk seal)
Lineage: Eukaryota; Metazoa; Chordata; Mammalia; Carnivora; Phocidae
Gene: ABCG8
Product: ATP binding cassette subfamily G member 8
Biological process (GO): cholesterol homeostasis
Cellular component (GO): plasma membrane
Molecular function (GO): ATP binding; ATP hydrolysis activity; ABC-type transporter activity
Source: RefSeq, a predicted model, not a curated record